Molecule: messenger RNA, 3158 nt
Organism: Diceros bicornis minor
Lineage: Eukaryota; Metazoa; Chordata; Mammalia; Perissodactyla; Rhinocerotidae
Gene: RNF144A
Product: ring finger protein 144A
Exons: 8
Coding region: 225-1103 (292 amino acids)
Biological process (GO): positive regulation of proteasomal ubiquitin-dependent protein catabolic process; protein polyubiquitination; ubiquitin-dependent protein catabolic process
Cellular component (GO): ubiquitin ligase complex; Golgi apparatus; cytoplasm
Molecular function (GO): ubiquitin conjugating enzyme binding; zinc ion binding; ubiquitin protein ligase activity
Source: RefSeq, a predicted model, not a curated record
GAGGGCGGGCAGGGAAUAAAGGGCGGCUCCGGGCUGGACGCGGGCGCGAGGCGGCGGGCGGCGGGCGGCGGGCACCCGGCCCCGGAGAGCGGACACCGCCACCGGACGGCGGACAGCGGGCACCGGACGCCCGACAUCGCGCGGAGCGCGCGCAGCCCCGCCCGCGGCCGAGCAGGAGCGGCGGCCCCCGGGGCCCCGGCCGCGCGGGACCAGACUGCUCUGCCAUGACCACAGCGCGGUACCGGCCCACGUGGGACCUGGCGCUCGAUCCGCUGGUGUCGUGCAAGCUCUGUCUCGGGGAGUACCCACUGGAACAGAUGACCACCAUCGCCCAGUGCCAGUGCAUCUUCUGUACUCUGUGCCUGAAACAGUAUGUGGAGCUCUUGAUCAAAGAAGGGUUAGAAACUGCAAUCAGCUGCCCUGAUGCUGCCUGCCCCAAACAGGGCCGCCUGCAGGAGAACGAGAUUGAGUGCAUGGUUGCGGCUGAAAUUAUGCAAAGAUAUAAAAAGCUACAAUUUGAAAGAGAGGUGCUCCUGGACCCCUGUCGGACUUGGUGCCCGGCGUCCACCUGCCAGGCUGUGUGCCAGCUUCAGGAGGUGGGGCUGCAGACCCCUCAGCUGGUGCAGUGCAAAGCCUGCGACAUGGAAUUCUGCUCCGCCUGCAAAGCCAGCUGGCACCCCGGCCAAGGCUGCCCCGAAACCAUGCCGGUCACCUUCCUUCCCGGGGAGACCAGUUCCGCGUUCAAGCUGGAGGAGGACGACGCGCCCAUCAAGCGCUGCCCCAAGUGCAAGGUCUACAUCGAGCGGGACGAGGGGUGCGCCCAGAUGAUGUGCAAGAACUGCAAACACGCCUUCUGCUGGUACUGCCUCGAGUCUCUAGACGAUGAUUUCCUCCUGAUCCAUUAUGAUAAAGGGCCCUGCCGGAACAAGCUGGGCCAUUCCAGGGCUUCUGUGAUCUGGCAUCGGACGCAGGUCGUGGGCAUUUUUGCUGGAUUUGGGCUCCUGCUCUUGGUGGCCUCACCUUUCCUGCUCCUGGCCACUCCAUUUGUACUUUGCUGCAAGUGCAAGUGCAGUAAAGGUGACGAUGACCCGUUACCCACCUAGAGGAAGGCAUGAUGCUGGAACAAGACCCCUGCCUCCGGGAAGCGUGGCUCUCCCCCACCCUACCCUGCUGUCCCCCUCUCACUAAACAUCUUUUUUGCCUUAUGUGCCCCAUUGAGCUUCACAGUGUCACGCUGAUGCCGUGAUUUCAGGGACUGAUGUCAGAACAUUUGCCGAGGCCCCAAUGCAGUCCCCUAGGCAUGGGGAAGGCAAGGCUGGCAUGGGAGGGCACGUCCCCACAGAAUCAGUCUCUGCAGACUUGACAAGGGAGGUGCUAUAUGAAGCACACUGGGCAGUUUUCUCCCCGUGGUGAUAGACUAGGAACGUCUGGUGGUUGCUUAAGAGACCUUCUUGUACAAAAUGUUGUCUGUCUCCUCCUUGGCUUCAAGAUGGCGCCAUGUUACUGAGAGAAGUCUUUUAAGGAUUGCAACUCACUUCAGACAAAAUCUGGUUAUUUGGACUUGAGAAAAGCACUCUGUUUAUGACAAUUGUUUUUAUUACUAAUGGCAUUUAGUAAAAUCCUUUUUAGAAGGUGUUUUUUUUUUUUCCAACUGAUUAGUGAAAAAUCAACAAGGUGCAUCUAAACCAUCCUAUGCCUUUCUUGAAAUGUGCAUUUUAAGAAGUUAUCGUUAAACGACUUUUCUGGCUCGGCCACUUUUCAGGAGAUUUAGAAAGCCUUAUGCGCUCUGUGUGUUUUUCUUGAAACUUGUAAUGCCUUUUUGAAUGCUGUAAGCUGCGUCCUGUUAUAAACAUGGUUCCUCUGUCUUUGCAUUUCUUUGAGAAUACUGACGUGUUUAAAGGAGCAUCUCCAUCAUUAGAUUUGCCUUUUGUUUUUUCUCUCUUUGGUGAUUCAGCUUAGCUCAUGGGGCUCUCUCUUCUCACCCAGGUAUCAGCACAUAUUUUUUAGCGUAUUCAGAAACCAGAUGUUUUACCUGGAAAUAGUUCUAUUGGGAAUCACUAUGGUUUGGCCGCUUGCCUCAGUCUCCCCAAGCAGACAGUAAGAAGGGAAUAGUGCUAUUGAUCCUCAGAAGCAGGGCCUCCUGGCAGGGCUGGAGGGCUCCUGGGGUUUGGGGGAGAGCUUCCUGGAUUUUCACAGUUCUUUAAAUGACUGAGUUAUUUUGGAGAAAUCAUUAUUGUACACAGUUCCAACUCCUGUUGCUGACCAAUUGCCCCUGCUGAAAAAGCCUUCCUUUUCACUUGGUUAAUUUGAUGGAGGAUUUUACCACUCGGUCUGUCACAGGCUGUGUGUGCCUGUUACCGUGGUAGCAGAAUGCAGAGAUCAGUGAGACACACGUUACUCAUCAGUUGACUCUCAAAGGUGGGGAAAGUGUAUUCUUGACAGUUGACUUUGAUAUGGCUUCUAAAGCCGAAUGUGCUUGUAAAGAGCAAACUGAUUGCCUCGAACUUGGGACUUCUAAAAAUAGUUGAAAGGCUAAUGUAGAUUUAUUAUAGCAGAACUUUUUAAAACUUACUAAGCAUUCCAGAAAGGAGUAAAAUGAAAACAAAGUCUGACUUUUAUCACACGUAUUUGCUUGUUGCAAACACCUUUGUAAAAUGUGGUGGUGUUUUGUCUCUUUGCCUUCUACAUUGUGUAUCUGUCUCAGGUCCGGGUUUCCCUUCCCCUCUAGAAAAGUUGUCUUUAUUUCUUAACAUUGAUAGGUUAGGAGAAACAGCAUCACCUCACUCUUCACCUCUAGUGUUUAUUUUCUUUGUGAAACUGAAGCCAUUUAGGAAACCAGUCUGUGUCAAAAUUAUGUUCAAAAAUUUCUCCUUAUAAUUGCAGUUUAAAAAUUCAGUAACUAAAUAAGAACAUGCCUGAGACUAUUUUUCUGGAUGAAGCCUGGGCAGUGAAUCUCUGUAGCUGGGGAUGUUGCCAUAGGGUCUGGUGGUCGAAUGGCUUUUCUGGAGACAGAGACAACUCCAUGAGGCCUGAAGAUGACGUUGGUGGCCCGGGCUUGAGGCCUCAUACUGGGAUUUGUGAAUGCACUUAUCUAGCCAGUUCCCUUUAAAAUGGGUAUGGGUGGUCCACUGGGCAGGCUUCCACCCCAUCCUAGUCCA